AUGCCGGCCUCUGUGCACUCCGAGGAGCCCCAAGAGCAUGAUCAGUCCAUGAUGGACGCCGAGAAUGAGCCCGUCAACCCUAUUCUGCUGGACGAGAAGCGCAUCGUGGUGCUCCCUGGCUCUUCCGAGACCGCUGCGUCGUUUCAGUUCGAGGGUGAGGGACAUACUAUGGGUAACGCGCUGCGUUUUGCGAUCAUGAAGAACCCCUCCGUUGAGUUCUGUGGCUAUACCAUCCCUCACCCCUCCGAUGCAAAGAUGCACCUCCGCAUCCAGACUACUGACUCCACAACCGCCCUCGAGGCUUUGGAGAAGGGCUUCAGCGACCUGAUGGACCUGUGCGACGUUGUGACCGAUAAAUUUACCGUCGCCCGCGACCAGUUUAAUCAAGAUAAUAGCAACCGCAUGCAGUCGUGA
Penicillium macrosclerotiorum is the source of this 414-nucleotide messenger RNA. Its product is annotated as DNA-directed RNA polymerase core subunit RPC19. The coding region runs from base 1 to 414 and encodes 137 amino acids. The transcript is spliced from 4 exons. Gene Ontology annotation, cellular component: RNA polymerase I complex; RNA polymerase III complex. NCBI's taxonomy places the organism in Eukaryota, Fungi, Ascomycota, Eurotiomycetes, Eurotiales, Aspergillaceae. Gene Ontology annotation, biological process: DNA-templated transcription. Gene Ontology annotation, molecular function: DNA binding; DNA-directed RNA polymerase activity; protein dimerization activity. The record is from RefSeq and is a predicted model, not a curated record.